AUGGAUUCAAUUCAUGAAGGUUAUCCUGAUGCAGCAACAGGAGAUACUACUUCUCAACCUUUAAAAGGCAUAAUUGUUUGCUGUACUAAUGUGUCGGAUGAAAAGCGUGCAGAAUUAAUUGCUCAGGCAGAACAAAUGGGUGCCAAUGUUCGAGCUGAUCUCACAGUCGAAGUUACCCACCUUGUCGUUGGACAUUGGGAUAGCCCAAAAUAUCAUUAUGCUGCCCGAUUUCGACCAGAUAUUCGACCAAUGACUAUGGAUUGGAUUGCGACGGUUCGGAACCUUUGGGUAAACGAUCAUGAUAUAGAUAUGGAUUUAUUGGAACGACAACAUACGCUACCUACACUCACUUCCCUCAGAAUUAGCUUGACGGGGUGCGAUGACACGGCCGAGAGACAGGAUAUUGCGGAGAAGAUCAAAGCAAAUGGGGGGGAAUAUGAUGGGAAUUUGACCAAGCAAAUUACACAUCUGAUAUCAUUUCGAACGGAAGGCAACAAAUACAAGGCAGCAAAAAGUUGGGGCUUACGGAUAGUUUCUGCUGAGUGGUUAUUGGAUAGUUUGGAAAGAGGAAUGAUUUUGAAUGAGAAAUACUAUGAUCCUUCUUUACCAAUAGAAGAAAGGGGAAAAGGUUCUUGGGAUAAAAAUAAGCCGAGGAUAAAUUCAUCGAAAAAGAGGGCCAGGGAACAAACUCUGUCUGGUAUCGAAGAGGGCAAGAGGAAAUUACGCAGGACUGCGAGUACAAAGUUGAACACCCAGAGUCAAAGUAUAUGGGGAGAUAUUGUUGGUAGUGGUAAUAAGAUUCAGGUGUCGAGAAGCGGGAUUUGGGAUACCUGUGACAGCUUUGGGCCAGCAGAAAAAGAACAAUCCGAGAAAAGCAAAGAGGUAACACCACCGGAAGCUAAAACCCUUGACCUUGUUCAGGAACCGAACCAACCAGUGGGUGGCAUAUUCUAUGAGUGUCGAUUUUGGACUCACGGGUUUUCCGCUAAGCAUACACAAAUACUGGGAAAUCAUCUAGUUGCAAAUGAUGGUAAAGUGCUUCAGAAUGAGUCUGACCUAAGUGCUCCGAACGCAAGGAAAUGGACUUAUGUGAUCGUUCCAUCUCAUCUCCCAUCCUCAAAAUAUCCCAAUUUAAGCUCAGAGGUUGAGAUAAUUACGGACUGGUGGGUCGAACGAUGUUUGCACCUGAAAAAAUACCUUGAACCAGACGAACACGUUCUGGGAAGACCAUUUCCUAAGUUUCCUAUAGAAGGGUUCAGUGAUUUGAAAAUCUCAUCCGCAGCAUUCACCGGCAUUGAUAUUCUUCACGUGAAGAGAACCACCGAAUUACUCGGAGGUACAUAUAGUGAAGACAUGACUCCACAAUCCUCAGUUCUCGUUACAAAAUCUUUAGUAAGUCUUCGGAAAGACAAGCUAGAGCACGCUCAAGAAUGGAAAAUUCCAAUUGUUACAGCCGAUUGGCUUUGGGAUUCUAUCAAGUCAGGAACCAAAUUACCAUUCGCCAAAUACAGAUACAGAGCCAAGAAACAACCAGCUUCAGCACCUAUCUCGAAAAAGGAAUCAAAACAAAGACACGUUGGCAACCCCGAAGGAACAAGUAACGAAGACACAGGCUCAAAAUCUAGAUCAAGUACACUCCCCUCGCGGUCUUCAUCUAAGCCAAUCCGCAUUGCUCCUCUAGAUGAGAGCGCAUUUGCACCAUUAGAAACAAAUUCUACCCCAAUAAAAGAAGAACAAUAUUCAGUGCCACUCCCUAUUCACCUCGAACCCGAAUCAUCAGAACUUACGCCUCCACCUCCUUCGAAGCCGGAACCUCUUUUUGAAAUUCCUCUCAAUUCACACUCCGCAAAUCCUACCCCUACAACCAAUCUCCAUCCCUCCACUACCUCGGAAAUCCCCGAACAAAAAUCCAUUGACAUCAGCUCCCUCCUAGCCAAAACAAAGCGACCUUCCUGUUCUUCAGUUUCUAUCUCAAAUGCCAAAGCUAUCACCACCGAUCAGAAUUCUAAUCGACCUCGCCAACCUCGCGGCAAAGCAAUCAUGGGACGUGCCCUAUCCAACGUCUCCACCGCUUCGCUCGCCUCAUCUGUGGAUUCCACUGCUACCAGUGGCCCUGCAGUAAUAUACCCUCGCCCACAAGAAUUAUCUAAUCAAAAUCAUGAAAGUCAAGACGAAAUGAACAAAUUCAUGAAUCUCCAAGGUGAACGCGAAAAACUUGCAAAGGAAAUUCCUCCAGCAACACAAUUAGGUUAUAGUGAUAAAGAAGGUGAGGAGUAUAGAAUGAUGGUUCAAGGAAUCAUGGAGGGAAAGGAAAAGGAAACGAUCGAAAAGGAAAUGAGUAUGGAAAGGAGGAGGGACAAGAACGAGUGGGAGGAUUAG
Messenger RNA from Sclerotinia sclerotiorum 1980 UF-70, 2379 nucleotides. RefSeq lists its product as hypothetical. Bases 1 to 2379 code for a protein of 792 amino acids. The transcript has 3 exons. Gene Ontology annotation, biological process: mitotic G2 DNA damage checkpoint signaling; mitotic DNA replication checkpoint signaling; DNA replication initiation. The record is from RefSeq and is a predicted model, not a curated record. NCBI's taxonomy places the organism in Eukaryota, Fungi, Ascomycota, Leotiomycetes, Helotiales, Sclerotiniaceae.